ACAUCUGCGAGGGCUAUAUUCGACAGUGCCGCAAGCACACGGGAAUGUUCACUGUUGCACAGCUAGCCACUAUUUUUGGAAACAUUGAAGACAUUUACAAGUUCCAAAGUAAGUUCCUGAAAGACCUUGAGAAACAGUAUAACAAAGAGGAACCUCACUUAAGUGAAAUAGGAUCCUGCUUCCUUCAGCAUCAAGAGGGCUUUGCCAUCUAUUCCGAGUAUUGCAACAACCACCCAGGAGCCUGCGUGGAGCUCUCCAACCUCAUGAAGCAGGGCAAGUACAGGCACUUCUUCGAAGCUUGCCGCCUGCUCCAGCAGAUGAUUGACAUCGCCUUGGAUGGGUUCCUCCUCACGCCUCUGCAGCUGGCAGAGCUGCUCAAGUACACCACGCAGGAGCACAGUGAUUACAACAAUAUAAAGGCAGCCUAUGAGGCCAUGAAGAAUGUGGCCUGUUUGAUCAAUGAGCGUAAACGGAAGUUGGAGAGCGUCGACAAGAUUGCUCGCUGGCAGGUGUCCAUUGUGGGCUGGGAGGGAUUGGAUAUUCUAGACCGAAGCUCAGAAUUGAUUCAUUCAGGGGAAUUGACCAAAAUCACUAAGCAGGGCAAGAGCCAGCAGCGGACCUUCUUCCUGUUUGACCAUCAGUUGGUGUCCUGCAAGAAGGACCUGCUAUGCAGGGACAUGCUGUACUACAAGGAUCGCAUGGACAUGGACGAGAUGGAGCUUGUGGAUGUGGAGGAUGGUCGGGACAAGGACUGGAACCUCAACGUGAGAAACGCCUUUAAGCUGGUCAGUAGGACCACAGACGAGGUUCACUUGUUCUGUGCCAAAAAACAGGAAGACAAGGCAAAGUGGCUGCAGGCCUGUGCGGAUGAGAGGCGUCGGGUGCAGGAGGACGAGGAGAUGGGAAUGGAAAUUUCAGAAAAUCAAAAUAAACUCGCCAUGUUAAAUGCUCAGAAGGCAGGACAUGGAAAGUCAAAAGACUAUAGUGGAUGCCCUGUUGCCCCGCCGCACCAGAACCUGCAUCCCCUCCACCAGCGCCACAUCACUGUGCCUACCAGCAUCCCCUAGCAACAGGUGUUUGCCCUGGCAGAACCUAAGAGAAAGCCUUCCCUCUUCUGGCAUACCUUCCAUAAACUCGCCCCUUUCAGGAAGUGAGCAGCAGGCCCAUACUUCCCCCGAGGGACUGAAGAGGAGAACCAUGUUCAUUUCUUUUGUGUGAAACCCAGGGAAAGUUUCUUGGGCCCAGUGUUGAAAACUUCUUUGGGGGCUCAAGGAAGGAGUUGGACUCACCUUCACUUCAGAGAUCCUGCUGCUUUCGUGGAAAGGAGGAGAAGGUCAUGACACAUGGCUCUGCCCUGCAUGAGAAGCCCCAAGGAGCACUCUGAGGUGGCUGGGACCUUGGAACCAGGGUCAAGUUUUACAGGAAUACUGCUGUGGUAGCUCCACAAGCCCCACUAGAGAUGGGGACACUCCUGCGGUUCCAGAGCACCGAGAGCUUUUCAGUGCUAAGGAUUGAGUCUGCAUUUGACUUUGAAGGGAAUCAACGAUGGGGAGUAGCUAUAAUGCUGCCUCUCCCUACCAUGUGUCUAGUCACACUUAGAAGGUGAGCUUUUACUCCCUCUGGUAGUAUUAGGGGAUCAACAGCUGCUUGGAGAUGACCAGGAUGUUCCCUCGUGUCACCUGUGUCUACACAGUUGCCAAAUGCAGGCCUCAUCUUGCAAGGUGCCUCUUCUUCAAGCUAGUCGGGAAAAUUACAUCCGUCUCGUGGCAGCACAGCUUGAGAUGUGGGGGCACUGAGGCAUCCCCCAGGUCAUGCUACUU
Molecule: messenger RNA, 1820 nt
Organism: Ictidomys tridecemlineatus (thirteen-lined ground squirrel)
Lineage: Eukaryota; Metazoa; Chordata; Mammalia; Rodentia; Sciuridae
Source: RefSeq, a predicted model, not a curated record